AUGUAUUAACCAAAAGAAAUGAAGGAGUUUCAUGAUAAUUAAAUAUCAAAAGAAUGGCAAACUGUUUGGAAACUAAGAGAAAAGGAUUUCGUAUCUCAUUUUUUUGUAUCUAAAUCUGGUAAUCUUGUGGCUUUUGUAAUUGAAGGAAAAAAAGUUUAUGUAAUUAGCCUUUUAACUAAAAAAAUUAUUUUUGAAAUGACAUUUGUGAAAUUUUAAAUUUAUGAUUUGUAAUUUACUUUCGAUGAAAAAAAAAUUUGUAUCACAUAAGAAGAAAGUAAAUGCUUAAGAAUUAUUGAUUUAAGUACAAGAUGUGAACUAUGUUACAAAUUACCUUAAAGUUUUCUUCCACUUGAUUGUUAUAUUCUAAUUGAAUAAUAAAAGAAGAUUUAUUUAUAUUAAAAUGAUGCAUUAAAAUUAAUAGAUUUGAAUGAAGAGAAUUAGGAAUUGUUAAUAUAGUUUAAUGGAGAAUAUAGAAUUCUUUAAAAAACUACUUUAGAUUAUAUUAUAAAUAUAGCAUUUUUAAAUCAAUUACAUGUUAUGUAUUUAAAAAAUGAUUUUUGCAAAUAUAAGUAAAAAUACUUAGAGGUUAAUAAAAUUAUUCAUUUCGCUGAAACUAAUAAAUUAUUGUCAAUAAUUACUUUUGAAAAUACCUACCAAAUAUUCUUGAAAAAUUUAUAAUGUAAGAGAGUACUAAGAAAAUUUACUAAUAUUUAGCUACAAAAUAUAUGUGAUAUCAAAUAUUCUUAAAAUAAAAAAUACUUAUUUUUAAAUAAUGGCAAUUUUUUGUUAAGAUGGAAUAUAACAACAUCCAAAUUAUCAAGAUUAUCAGUAUAAAAUAAUAUUUUUGAAAAAAUAUGGACAGGAGGCAAAAAUGAAAUAUUUAUUUUGAAUUCUAAAAAUAGUAUACAAAAAGCUUAAUGUGAUUUUUGA
Molecule: messenger RNA, 930 nt
Organism: Paramecium sonneborni
Lineage: Eukaryota; Ciliophora; Oligohymenophorea; Peniculida; Parameciidae
Source: the annotation of a GenBank genome assembly